GUCACUUUCUGGGGAACAACACAGUCAUCGACGUCCUUCGGCAGGCAGGGCUGGAGGUGGAGCACACGCCCGCAGGACAGACCAUCCACAGCCCUGUUGCCCGGACCCCGGCACCUCCACCCGAGGGGACCUCGGCGAGUCCCGCCCAAGCGACCCCAGCUGCUGCCAUCCCUGCGGUCCCCUCGGCAGCCCCCACUGCCCUGCCUGAGGAGGAGGACCCAGCCCUGUCCCCGCACCUCCUGCUCCCCGACAGCCUCAGCCAGCUGGAGGAGUUUGGGCGACAGAAGAAAUGGCACAAGAGGCAGAACAAACACCAGCGGCCGCGGCAGUUCAAUGACCUCUGGGUCCGCAUCGAGGACAGCACCACCGCCUCGCCACCACCACUGCCCUUCCAGACCACGCACAGCUCCGGAACAGCCAAGCCCCCCUUCCAGCUCUCCGACCCACGCCAGCAACAGGAAGAGCCGGGGCUGGCCAGCAGCUCAGCGCCCAGCCGCUCACAGCCCGCCCUGGGCCUCCUCCCCGCCAUCGCUGCCAGCAUCACAGCCCCCUUCCUGCUGCACACCCUUGGGCUCUCCUGACCUCGGCCGCCCGCCUCCCUGCCAGGUGCAGAGAAAGAAGCCAGAGAAACCGACGGGAGGGUCUGCGGCCACACCCACGGCCCCUGCCACCACCUCCAGGGGUGCCGGACACCUCAUGGGUAGUCCAGACGGGAUCCGUUAGAACACUAGAGCUUUAUUGUACCCGAGUUACAUCUUCUUUUUUGUAGAAGGAUCUUAAUUUCCCAUAGUGCUAUGGGGCUGUUUUGUAAAAUAUGUGUCCAUAUUAAAAAAGGAAAAUGUAUUUAUUCUACUGAUAAAAAUAUUUUUAUGUGGCCAAUGUUAAUAACACUUUAACUAGCCCCAUCGCCAACCCAGGAGGUGAACCCAGGUUGCCAGGACGUCUGCGACCUCAUGGGG
Messenger RNA from Physeter macrocephalus (sperm whale), 959 nucleotides. RefSeq names its product metalloprotease TIKI2. The annotation marks the transcript as partial. The transcript has 3 exons. The record is from RefSeq and is a predicted model, not a curated record. Gene Ontology annotation, cellular component: plasma membrane; organelle membrane. Gene Ontology annotation, biological process: negative regulation of Wnt signaling pathway. Gene Ontology annotation, molecular function: metalloendopeptidase activity; Wnt-protein binding. Lineage: Eukaryota; Metazoa; Chordata; Mammalia; Artiodactyla; Physeteridae.